AUGGCCUUUGCAGCUUCCCUGGCUGAGCUCCAGGCAGAGGCCAGCUGCCCCAUCUGCCUGGAUUACCUGAGAGACCCAGUGACCAUUGCCUGUGGGCACACCUUCUGUCCCUCCUGCAUCCACCAGCGCUGGGAAGGUCUACAGGGCACCUUUCCCUGUCCUGUCUGCCUCCACCACUGUCCUGACAGGAGCUUGGAGAGGAACACCCAAUUAUGUCACAUGAUUGAGAUUGUUAAGCAGAUCCCCACCUCAGGGAGCCAGAGGAAAUUGCAGGAAGAAAUACCCCUGUGUGGGAAGCACCAUGAGGUCCUGACCCUGUUCUGUAAGAAGGACCUGGAGCUGUUGUGUCCCCAGUGCAGGGUCUUGUCAGACCCCCAGGAUCAGCCCCUGAUCCCCAUUGAGGAAGCUGCAGCUAUUUACAGGAGGAUGCUCAAAUUUCACAUGGAGGCCCUGAUGAUGAAUGCUGAAGAGUACGAAGCAGCAUAUAACAUCCACGAAGCAAAAACUUCCUGUAGGAAGAGAUGGAUGACAAAAUGGAGGGGGAAAUUGGAAGAUGACUGUAAAGAACUUAAGAGUUCCUUGGAAAUGCAGUGA
This is a messenger RNA of Myotis daubentonii (Daubenton's bat), 594 nucleotides long. Its product is annotated as putative tripartite motif-containing protein 61. Bases 1 to 594 code for a protein of 197 amino acids. The transcript has a single exon. The record is from RefSeq and is a predicted model, not a curated record. Lineage: Eukaryota; Metazoa; Chordata; Mammalia; Chiroptera; Vespertilionidae.